AAAUAGCGUGCACCAAAAGCCACCAUACGCCCACAAGCAUCUUAUUCCUUCCAUUUUUUCCCCAAUUUCUCUCAGGCGGUUUAGUUCUCCCCUUUCUCCUGCGCUUCCGGAUUCACGUUUUGUUUCUGGAUAUCAAGGCGAUCUGCGUUGGGAACGAAUUGCUGAUAUCUGAAGUGUAGUAAACAUGGUAUGAAUUGAUUAUGAUGCAGUUUUAUGCUUUGUGGAGUAAAAUUAUCGGAAAUGUUUUACGAUGGAUAUGGCUACCAUGGAACAUCCUUUGAGCAAACCUAUAGGUGCUAUCCAGCAUCUUUCAUUGACAAGCCACAUAUAGAGAAUGGUGACAAAGUUAUCAUGCCUCCUUCUGCUCUUGACCGACUUGCAUCUCUUCAUAUUGAUUACCCUAUGUUAUUCGAGCUCCGAAAUGCUGCUACUGAGCGUGUCUCGCAUUGUGGGGUUUUGGAGUUCAUUGCUGAAGAAGGCAUGAUAUAUAUGCCCUACUGGAUGAUGGAGAAUCUGUUGUUACAAGAAGGAGACAUUGUACGUGUGAAAAAUGUUCCACUUCCAAAGGGUACUUAUGUUAAAUUGCAGCCUCACACAACGGACUUCUUGGAUAUCUCCAACCCAAAAGCUAUCUUGGAGAAAACGCUUAGGAACUUCUCUUGUCUGACCACUGGAGAUAGCAUUAUGGUGGCCUAUAAUAAUAAGAAGUAUUACAUAGAUAUCAUUGAGACGAGGCCAUCAAAUGCAAUUAGCAUCAUUGAAACUGAUUGUGAAGUGGACUUUGCCCCCCCUCUUGAUUACAAGGAACCAGAAAAGCCUUCCCAAUCCAUUCCAGCAAGCAAGUCUUCUGCUGCAGGUCAAGAACCUCCAGUUGAAACUGAACCAAAGUUCAAUCCAUUUACUGGUUCUGGGAGACGAUUGGACGGGAAACCUUCAAAAGCCCAGCCUUCUCCAUCUUCGUCGUCUGGUUCUCAAGACAAGAAAACAACUGCAUCCACAGUCAUCCCGGGCAGCAGUUCUAGCUCACAAAGCACUAAUCGCCAAUCUCAGGGAAAGCUCGUCUUUGGCUCAAAUGCCGGUCGCCCUCGUGAAACACAGAAGCAGGAUACUCCUAAGGAGGCUAAGCAGGAACCCCCUAAGAAUGAAGACCCCAAAUUCCAGCCCUUCACCGGAAAGAAGUACUCACUGAAGGGUUGAUUUUAUUGUACACUUCUUGCUUUAUAUCCGUUACUUAUCAUCAUCUUUCAUAUGUGUAUCUUUCUCUCCUCUUCUGGAACUGAAUUCAAAUGAGACCAUCUGUUCAUGGAGUGGAAUGAUGAGUUCUUUUCCAAAUUCAUCAAAAGAAACUAUUAUACAUUUUUCUAUUUCUCUAAUUAUAAUUCCA
This is a messenger RNA of Andrographis paniculata, 1384 nucleotides long. RefSeq lists its product as uncharacterized. Gene Ontology annotation, cellular component: VCP-NPL4-UFD1 AAA ATPase complex. The transcript is spliced from 10 exons. Gene Ontology annotation, molecular function: polyubiquitin modification-dependent protein binding. NCBI's taxonomy places the organism in Eukaryota, Viridiplantae, Streptophyta, Magnoliopsida, Lamiales, Acanthaceae. Bases 214 to 1197 code for a protein of 327 amino acids. The record is from RefSeq and is a predicted model, not a curated record.